Messenger RNA from Anguilla anguilla (European eel), 3453 nucleotides. Its product is annotated as polyunsaturated fatty acid 5-lipoxygenase-like. Gene Ontology annotation, cellular component: nuclear envelope. The transcript is spliced from 13 exons. Bases 385 to 1623 code for a protein of 412 amino acids. Gene Ontology annotation, biological process: linoleic acid metabolic process; lipid oxidation. Lineage: Eukaryota; Metazoa; Chordata; Actinopteri; Anguilliformes; Anguillidae. Gene Ontology annotation, molecular function: arachidonate 5-lipoxygenase activity; iron ion binding. The record is from RefSeq and is a predicted model, not a curated record.
ACUGAAGAAGCUUCUCAAGAACGUUCCACCGGCAAACCCUUGAUUCUCAGUUUUUUCCUGGGCAUCAUCAGUAUUUUUCCUGAGCAGUUGCAUUUCACUCACAAACCUGGCCUCCCAGGUUUCGUGAAAGGAGAGAACUUCUUUGAUUUGCCAAAAGAGCAGUGGUUUGAGACUCGCAAGAUAGUCACAUUGAUUUACAAUGUUGUGAAGACUAAGGCACAGAAUAUUUUCCGAAGACUUUGGAACUUUUGCCGCAAGUGGAAGAAAAUUGAUGACAUCAGAAAUGUGUUUUGGUUUCCAAGCAAAAAAGCAGAAUAUAUCUCACGACACUGGAAGGAAGAUGCCUUUUUUGGCAGCCUGUUCCUCAAUGGUUGUAACCCAAUAAUGAUCAAGCGGUACGCGGAAGAUCAGCAGAAAAUUCCAACGGAGACUUUGGAAAAGGUGUACCCUGAUUUCAAGGAAAACAUCCAAAAUGGAAGCAUCUAUGUGGUGGACUAUGAGCUACUGGAUGGCAUAGCAGGUACAGUCAGUACGUUCGUGGCUGCACCCAUUGUGCUGCUACAACAGACUGGUGAGGAGUUAAAGCCUAUUGCCAUACAGUUGAAUCAGAAGCCUGGGGAGGAUAAUCCAGUUUUCACCCCUCAAGACAAGCCAGAAGCCUGGCUCUUAGCCAAGAUCUGGGUCCGGAACUCUGACUUCUACAUCCAUGAGUUGGUUUCUCAUCUUCUCAGGACACAUCUGAUGGGGGAAAUAUUCUUAAUUUCUAGCUACCGUUUGGCUGAUGGACAUCCACUAUCAAGGAUUCUUCGUGCAACUGGUCGGUACACUUUACCUAUCAACAUUACUGCUAGAAACACCCUCAUCAAUAAAGAUGGAUUCUUCAUAAAGUACACAGGCAUUGGGAGCGGUGGACUUUGGGAGGUCUUAACGAGGGCAACUCAGGAGAUUACCUACGAGAGCCUCUGCCUGCCUGAUAAUGUGAAGCACCGUGACAUUGAACAUUUGAAGAACUUUCACUACAGAGAUGACGCCAUGGCCAUCUGGAGGUCAAUACAAGAGUUUGUUCGUGAAGUGGUGACUGAAUGUUACAAAGAUGAUGAAGAGAUAUGCAAUGACCUAGAGCUGCAAGACAUGGUGUUUUCCAUAUACAGCUAUGGAUUUCUGCAGAAGUCAGAUUGCCCCUCAAGCCUGAAGACAAGAGAAGAAGCCAUUAAAUACAUCACCAUGAUAAUGUUCACCUGCUCAGCCCAACAUGCCGCUGUGAGCCAUGGGCAGUAUGAUAUCUAUGCAUGGAUGCCAAAUGGACCAACGACAAUGAGGAAGCCUGCACCCAAGGACAAGGCGGUGACUGAGAAAGACAUAAUGGACACUCUCCCAGACAUUGACACAACACUGGAGGCUAUGAAUGUGCUUCAUUUCCUCAGCCAGGGUCCAAAUGACUUUGUGCGACUUGGACAGUACCCUGAGGACGUUGCCUCUGAAAAACACAUGAGAGAGCCCAUCUUAAACUUCCAAAGGAACCUGAAUAAAAUUGGAGAGGCGAUCAAGAAGAGGUCUGCCUUCAAAGACUUCCCCUAUGAGUACUUGUACCCUGCAGGGGUGGAAAACAGCAUCACAAUCUAAUGUAAUGUCAGCAUGAGAAAAUGGUAUGUUUUUGAAAGAUGUACAAUUUUCUAUGUUAAAGCAGAUUACCGAUCGUGGUAUCUUGUGGACUUACGCAUCACAAUAACGAUGACUCUCUCAGAUGUCUGCUGCUUCUCUGUUAGCUAGCCAUGACAUAGCCACUUAGUGAUGUUGUUUACACUAUUGCUCAUAUGAAUAAGGUGAAUACACUUAUGUUUCUUCUGGCGUGUAAGUCACUCAGGAUAAGAGUGUCUGCUAAAUGAAUAUGUAAUUAUUCUGGGGAGUUUUUUUCUGUAUGCCAGUUUUUGAGUUUCUGUCAGGGUUCUGUGUCUUCCCCCUGUGUUGUUUCUCUGUUGGGCCGCCAGAUGGCGGCACCUCGGUUUUGUGUCCUGUUAAUUGUUUUAUUGGUUCGCGUUACCUAAUUAUUAGUUGCGUCUUGUCUCGUGUUCCCCUCCCUCUCUGUGGCUUGAUUGUUCAUCGUGCCCUCCUGUGUCUCGUCUGCGUCUUUCUAUUUAAGUCUCCCUCUCCCCGACUCAGGCGCAGGAAUCUUUUGCUGUGCUUUGGUUUGGUUUGUUUUGUUUGCUUGCUAGCUAGCUACCUGUUUGUACCUGUUCCUGCCUGAUUCCUGUUCACCUGUUGCUUGUCUGCCUGUGCCCUGCCUGCCCUGUUUUCCCUCGUUUUUGGGUUUUUGUGUUUUUUGUUUUUUCUUGUGAAUUUUUGAAGAUUUUCGUUUGUUUGUAAGUUUCGCCCUGCGAGUCCCUUUGUUCCCUGUUCUCUGUUAACUAAAGUCUUGUUUUCCCCAUUUUUGGACCCUCUGUUUUUACUCUGCUUUUGGGUCCAUCCCGUACCCACUCCUGACAGUUUCGUUUGUCAGAGCACCAGUAGACGGAGAAAGAAACUGGUCAGCUGAAAAGUUGGCCAGCUGAGACUAGUGAUGAGCUGAAAAGCUGUCGCUGGGUUUUACUUUAUUUAGUCUUCAUUUUAGUUUGUUGUUUUCGCCUGGAACGCAUGAAGGGGAAGGGUGAAGGUGUUUGUAUAUUUCAUUUUGUGUUGGUGUGGGUACGCUCUCUCGCUCUCCAUGCGGCAAACAACGGUUGACUCCUGGAACUGCUGCAUUUCCCUCUCAGGGGUGUCACACCUGCAUGUGACAUGGUAUUACUGUGUAAGGUUUUGAAAACAUUUGCAAACAUUUAUUUACAAGGUGUCUUGUUCAGUAUGACUUUAUAAAAUGUGAUUUUGUAAAGGGUACAAAUGUAAUUUAAUUGCUUUGCAAAAGGACUUUUCAUUAAAGUACCUUUUAAAAUAUUUCUAUGCCCUGGAUAUACCUCCUUUCCUCAUAGCAUUUCCCAGUGUAUUUGCAUUAUGUGAUAUUACUUUUUUCUGUCAUUGUCUUUGUAAAUAAUGAGGCCAGUGUCAUACAUGGUGAUACUGCUUUAAAGGUUUUUUUAAUGGUUAAGUCAUGCUCUAGGUUUUUGUGUCUAUGAAUCACCAUUGGCAUGAGGAGCUAGUGUCUUCAUUACUGAGUUUGUUUGAAUUUGUCCUUAUUUUCAAUUCAAUUCCCAGUUCAUAUUUUGACAAAAGUCAACUUACUGUAGGUGCAAGCAAGUUUGGUUUUCAUACUUUAGAGCAUUGGUAUUUUCAUCCCGGUUGGAUUUGACUUUUGGGGGAAGUGGAUUGGCACAAAUGCAAUGGUAUGUUUACUGAAUAAAAGAUUCUAAAGAAAGAAAAAUGUUCUGUCUAUGUUGCACCCACAUAGAUACUAUUAUAGUAUCAAUACCAUACUAAAGUGUAUCAUUUAAAAAUAAAUAAAACAUCAUGAUGUAGAUAUUA